GCAUUCUCCGUUCACAGCGCGAGAUGCCGUAUUCGACCGUUCGACUGUCAUGUUUCAUUCAUAAAGAACAAAACCGUGACGUUAGCGAGUGAUCGUUCGAGCAUGAGCAUGCCUGAUCAUUGAAGCGCGCCGGGUAGAAGUAAUUACCACGAAGUCCAAAGAAGUUUCGUCGAUUUCAUUCUGGUUCUGCUCUGGCUAGUACCGGCUAGUUCCGGUUUAGUUGAUGCGUACUCAUAUGCGUAUUUACAGUUUUUAUUACAAAGUAGAAUUGGUAGAAUGCAAAACGUACGGUUGUUCAUCAUACUUUCCGGAACGUAUUUAAAAUAUGUCGUCGUCUUUCGAGCAUAAGGCCAAAAUUUAUGCUCCACCUAAAUGAAGCUAUCGUCUCAAGAUCUACCGAAUUUUAAUAUUGUGUGUAAAAUAUUUCAACGACUUGUGUUUCUUCAGCUUCAUCUUCCAGUUUAGCUAGUAGCAGACUUCGCAGCCAGCGGUACUAGCAGAAAUCGCAGAGAAACAUAGCGACAAAUAACAAUAAAACACAAUUGCAGCUUACAGUGCCCUCUCUGGGAAGGCAAAAUAUUUUCUAGCAUGUUUUGAGCGGAGGAGCUCCCCAGUUUUGAUUCAGUUUGUAGUUUCGUUCCCUGCCCCCUUUUAAGUCUGAUCUCAUGAAGAAUUCUCGGUUUCCCUGGUAAGCACGACUGUCCAGCCGUUCGGUGAGAUUGUCCACUGUGUCUUUCAACGUCCCCAAAACCACGUACAGCGAAGCAGAGCGGAGCGGUCAAUAGUGGUCACCUGAAACCCUCCGUUUCGGAGGGGCCGUAGCCGCUACGACAGAGGCAUUGUCGAGAAAUACUAAGAAGACCGAACGUCGCGGGAGGCUUCGGUUGACUCAGUUCGAAAGCGGCAUGACGGACCGAUCAAGGCUGCUACACUACAUGACGUCCGGGGAAUAGAUGCGACUCCUGAUGGCUGCCGAAUCCGGUGGACAGCAUGAAUACGUGGUCCUCGAACCUUUUAUCCACCAGGUUGGAGGACGCUCAUCGAUGCUAUGCUUGGACGAACUGACCCUGUGCAAGCCACUCAUACUGCAGGAACUCAGGUUCUAUGAAAACCUUCCAGAUGUGCUUAAGCCCUUUACGUCGGAAUACAAAGGUGUGGUAGAAGUGGCGCUAUCAGAGGAUCCCGAUGGCUACCUGACUCUGACAGCGCAUUCAUCGUACGAGCAUCUCAAAAAUGGCUGUGCAUCUAGUCACUCCAUCAAGAGCACAGACAGCCUCACAAGGGCCCGGAAAUACAGGAUGCGUUGGCAGAAGGCUGGCAGUAUCGAGAUUGAACCGGUGUUGAAGGAGAGUGCUCAGCUCUUUGAGGAGCACGACGGCGGCAAGAAGGACAGCUUCACCACCCACAAUCCGUGGAUCGUGCGCUGCCACAACCACCAGAUCCAGAAGUUCCUUUCGUCGUCUGGAAGCCCCAAAGAGUUUAUCCUGCUAGAGAACCUGACAGCCCGCUACACAUUUCCCUGCAUUUUGGACCUGAAGAUGGGCACAAGGCAGUACACAGACGACGCCUCCGAAGAGAAGCGCAAGAGCCUCGACGCCAAGGUGGCCUCCACCACGUCCAGCCCCCUAGGCCUCCGAAUUUGCGGCAUGCAGGUGUACCAGCAGAACCUGGGCUACUACAAGUGCCACAACAAGUACUUUGGUCGCUCUCUCAAUGUGGAGGGUUUCAGGCAGACCCUUUUCCACUUCCUCCACGACGGCAUCCGCUUCCGCUCCGACAUCCUCCUGCCCCUCAUAGAGCGCCUCCAAGCACUCUACAAGGCCGUGGAACAGCUGGAAUCGUUCCGCUUCUACACGAGCUCUCUGCUAAUCCUGUACGAGGGCAAAAACACAGACGGAAACUCCAACGAAAGCAGCCGUCCUCCUACGGAGCGCCCCUUCACCAAGCGACCCUCAACCUCGUCUCCCGUCGACGUGCGCAUGAUUGACUUUGCGCACUCGGUCCACAGCCCCAAGGACCAAGGCCCUGAUCAGGGCUACCUCUUCGGCCUCAAGAGCCUCAUCGCUCAGCUGCAGAUGCUGAAGCAGGACAACUGAAGUGGUACAAACUGGCAUCACAAACUCGGAAUAUGGGGUGAGAAAGGAACUGGGGUGGGAUAGAUUAAUCUGAGACAGGCUAUGGUGGGAAAGACUGCAAUGGUAUGGACUGAGGUGAUAGGUCUCCAGUGAGCAAAACUGGGACGGGUGCAAGGUGGUGUCACAAAUUGGGAAAGUUAUAUGGGACGAACUGGAAUAUAUGAGGGGCACUGAAGUUGGACAAUGUGGAAUGGGACCGAUUGAUGCAAGACAGACUGGGAAAUUUGAAUGGGACAAGGGGAGAUACGAGAAAUUGGAGUGAGACAAAUUGAUACGAGACACUGCAGUGGGAAAUACUGGAGUGGAACAAAAUGGAGCAAUUGGUUUACUGUGUAAAAACACUGGAAUGGGACGAACAGGACAGAUGUGAGUCAGACAAACUGGAACAGGACAAACUAUUGUGGGAUAAUUUAUGGACAAGCUCUACUGAGACAGGGUGCAGGCAGACAACUCAUUCUGGACAACUCAGUGGAAACAACAUAAGUAUGCUAUUUUUCUGAGAGCUGUGUUGGGAAAGAGAAAGGUUUUCCUGGCACAGACACUACUGUGUUGUCUCUGAUGGUUCGUGGACCGGUGCAAAUCAGUCUUUCCAAUGAUCGGGUUGAUGGAGCGUGUGGAUGAUGAAACAGCAUAAUUUGCGUAGGUUAACAAAAACUAUUUGAGCUCAUACCAUCGGGUGAAAUAGCACCUCCCUAUUUGAGUGUGAGGAGUGCCAGAUUUCUGGCUAGGUGUCGAAUCGCAUGAAGAUCUCUUUAUUCCUAGCAUGUGAUUGUGGAGAGACGGCAUUUUCUAGGUGAUGGGUUUGCAGCUUUCUUUGGGGUGCUGCCAAUUUACGAGCAUUGUGUUUUAGAAGGUGGUUAUAGCAGCAUUUUUUUUUUGCAAGGGUGCGAGUCGCUAGUCUAUGUAGCCGGUGAUAAGGGGGUCCGGUUCUACCCAGUUGCUUUUGGGAAAGGUUGACAUAAGCCGUUGCUUCGUCAUCUCACAAAAACUCUCGGGGCACAAUGACGUGGUUCCAGGUGUGUGUGUGUUGCCACCCCUUGUUCUUUUCGUCGGUGACUGGUGCCCUUUGUUUAGUGUUGGAAGGGAGUGUACAUGUCUGGCGCAAGUCGCGUGAAAUUAUGAAUCCCGUCGACGAGUGACCAGAUUAAAUCGCUUUUCCUUGCUAGGGAAGCCAGCUGACCAAAGGGUUACUAAAGCAGGUUGAGGCUUUCUUCCGGUGAUUGCAUCCGAAGGCUGGAGAAAACGUUUUAAGGUGUUUUUAUGGGGCCGGUUGGUUUUUGUACUUGUUUUUACGUGCCACCAUGUUUUUGGGUGUCUGUUUUUUGAAUGCGACAUACAGGGAGCGGGUGGCUUUCUUCGAGGGAACGUCCCGAGAAAUCGUUUUGGUGUGGGUCUUUAGGUCUACUCGACUCUAUACUCGGUUCUCUUUGUAAACAGUCAUUGGUUUUCAUCAUUUUUGUUCAACGUUCACAAAGCUGUUGCUUGUUUGUGAUAAAAGAAUGUCUUAUUUUGUGAGGAUUGCAUGCUUCUUGUUUUUAGAGAAGCUUCAUUAUUAUGCAUAUAAUGUUGGGAGUAAUUCCAGUUACAUUCUGCUGGUUCCAGUUUGCCAAAUUCUAUGUUGAAACAUAUAUCUCUUUGCGGGGACUCACUUGCAAGGUGUUAGUGGAAGCGUGCACGUGCUGACGUGCAGGGACGUCGUCUGUGACAGGACAGCCGUGUCACCGACAUAGAGACGUUAGUUGUUCAACACAAUGAAAGCAAUAUAGUAUGUACAUCUAAUUAUCAAUUUUAUUUAAGUGUCCACAGUGGGCACUGAGUGUCUACUUCCACAGCAGAACUCUCAUAUUUUCUUUCGUGCCCGUCUAAGGAGCACGCAAGAUGAAUUCUGUGCGGAUUUUGGGUCCGUCACGGGGGCCUAGAAUUUGGCCCCAACUGUUAAUGUUAGGUUGCCUAUUUUGGUCUGCUUGUGCCAGUGGGGAAGCCUUUCCUUCUAGUACUGCGCGUCCCUGAACUCCUGAACAAAAGCCCCAUUUAUAUAUCGCCUCCCGUGCGGUAGUUCUACUCCAUCUUUAGGAGAGCAGCCCGAGAGGGUGCAUCUCUACUCUUGUUUGUUUUGUUGUUCUCACUGUUGACGUGAAGUCCACAGUAAAACGCUCGACUGCGGCUAUCGGAUGAGUGUACAUAAUGGCGCCAUGGUGCUGUGUCCAGAACCCCCUGGGCGUGACCAUAGGCUUAGGGAUGUUUAUGUGCAGAAGCUUCAGAUUGUGUUCAUUGUAACAUUCACCAGCAGUUGACAUGCCUCAAGGUUGUGAGCACACACACACAUACACACACUUGUUUUCUGACCCUUUAAGUUGCCCGAUUUUAAUUGUAAAACCCACGCGAAGUGGGUGCUUGGACACCUUGGUCACAAACCUUUGUCCUGCCGCAAACGAGAUCUUUCCACCUCGUCUGCGGCCGAAGUUGUUACUGGCCGACAGAGUGACGGUCUUUGUCUUCUGGGGUGGAGCUGUCACCCCUGGAGGCUGUAUUUGUGUAUCUGCCAUUUUUGGUAUUGUUAAUGGUGGUUAUGGUUUCGUUUCUUGGUGUGGCUCUUUCGUGGCUUUGUUCCGUGAUGCACCUGUUUUGCUUAAAAGCUUGCUGCACAUUCAGUCAGUCUGUUUUCUGUUUGUUGACAUACUAGGCCUUCAGCAGCAAAGUGCACAACAUUGACCGACUAGCAUCGUAGCUGGGUUGGACUUGCCGUAGGUGUUGACAACGGGUUGCCAAACUUGCCCGGACGGGCGAGCCGUGGAAACUUGCGCGACCGUCUUUUAGGUUUUCUUCUCGACAUCGUAGGAAACGGGUAUAGUAAUUGUUCUCUUUCAGGUUGUUAUCAAAAGGAGGAAGUUUAUGCAUGUUGCUUGUUGUAUUUUAAACAUGUACAUACACUUUCUAAAUGACUAUAAAGUAUUUAUGCACGGGUAUAUUGAAUGCUAUA
Ixodes scapularis (black-legged tick) is the source of this 5115-nucleotide messenger RNA. Its product is annotated as inositol hexakisphosphate kinase 1. The transcript has 8 exons. Lineage: Eukaryota; Metazoa; Arthropoda; Arachnida; Ixodida; Ixodidae. Gene Ontology annotation, cellular component: nucleus; cytoplasm. Gene Ontology annotation, molecular function: inositol hexakisphosphate kinase activity. The coding region runs from base 954 to 2096 and encodes 380 amino acids. The record is from RefSeq and is a predicted model, not a curated record. Gene Ontology annotation, biological process: phosphatidylinositol phosphate biosynthetic process; inositol phosphate biosynthetic process.